AUGAGGCCUUUUGAUAGUGGUCACGAAGAUCUGGUCCAUGACGUUGCAUACGACUUCUAUGGAAGACAUCUAGCCACUUGCUCGUCCGAUCAACAUAUCAAGGUGUUCAGACUGGAUAAGGAAACCAACGAUUGGGUUUUAAGUGAUUCUUGGAAGGCUCAUGACAGUAGCAUUGUGGCUGUAGAUUGGGCAAACCCUGAGUAUGGCCGUUUGAUUGUCAGUGCCUCCUAUGACAAGACUAUCAAGAUAUGGGAAGAAGAUCCCGAUCAAGAAGAGUGUUCUGGCCGUCGUUGGACCAAACUAUGUACUUUGAAUGACUCCAAAGGCUCUAUUUACAGUGUUAAAUUUGCUCCAUCGCAUCUAGGUUUAAGAUUGGCUAGUAUUGGUAACGAUGGUAUCAUACGUAUAUAUGAGUCAUUGGACCCUGCAGACUUGAGAUCCUGGAGUCUCACCACAACAGUGAAAGUGCUGAGCGUAGCGCCAGCUAGUCAUUUGCAAAGUGACUUCUGUCUGUCAUGGUGUCCUUCUAAAUUUCAAAGUGAGAAACUAGCAGUAUGCGUAUUGGACCAAGGAAUGAUCUAUCAACGUAACCCAGCCGACAGCAAGUUGCAAGUAGUUGGAAAACUGGCUGGACACACGGGCCUGAUCCGUAGUGUCAGUUGGGCCCCAUCUAUUGGACGUAAUUAUCAACUAGUAGCCACGGGAUGCAAGGAUGGCAAAGUACGUAUAUACAAAAUCACAGAGCCGGAACUAGAUGCGUCAGACUCGUCAACAUCGGAACCGCUGACUAGAGAGGACACUCCGAUCUCCACGAACUCUGGUUCAGCUGCACUGAGAGCCAGCACCACAUCUGUCACAACACCAAAAAGCACGUUGCCUGCAUUGAAAAUCGAACUCAUCAGCGAACAUGAAGACCACAACGGUGAAGAAGUAUGGUCUGUCUCAUGGAACUUAACAGGAACCAUCCUAAGCAGUGCAGGUGGAGACGGCAAAGUCAGACUCUGGAAGUCCACUUACUCAAACGAUUUCAGAUGUAUGAGCAUAAUCUCAGCACAACAGUAA
Messenger RNA from Tetrapisispora phaffii CBS 4417, 1062 nucleotides. It is a transcript of the gene SEH1, whose product is annotated as Seh1p. Gene Ontology annotation, cellular component: nuclear pore outer ring; Seh1-associated complex. Gene Ontology annotation, molecular function: protein binding; structural molecule activity. The record is from RefSeq and is a predicted model, not a curated record. Bases 1 to 1062 code for a protein of 353 amino acids. NCBI's taxonomy places the organism in Eukaryota, Fungi, Ascomycota, Saccharomycetes, Saccharomycetales, Saccharomycetaceae. Gene Ontology annotation, biological process: positive regulation of TORC1 signaling; cellular response to amino acid starvation. The transcript has a single exon.